Molecule: messenger RNA, 3362 nt
Organism: Selaginella moellendorffii
Lineage: Eukaryota; Viridiplantae; Streptophyta; Lycopodiopsida; Selaginellales; Selaginellaceae
Exons: 5
Coding region: 131-3262 (1043 amino acids)
Molecular function (GO): protein binding
Source: RefSeq, a predicted model, not a curated record
CCUUUCGCGAAAUCUAGGGCUCUUCCAAAAUGGAGGUGUGUUGCGACAUUGAUUCAAGAUCUCCUCCUAAACCACUGCAAGAACCCUAGGUUGGGGCGCGAAUUGGGAUCUGAUAGAUGCAGCGCGCCUCAUGGAAGAUGCGCGUAUUCUCCAGCAGCCGCCGCAGCCACAGAUUCUCGCCCAGCAGCAGCGGCCGCAAGAGGAUGAAUGCGUAGCCGAGGCGUCGGGAUCGGCAGUCGUGGCGUGGGGGACGCUCGAGGAGCUCUUCCUCGUGAGCGCAGUGGCCCGGCAUGGGACCGGCGAUUGGAGCUCCGUGGCUAGCGAGCUCCAAGCGCGGGUCAAGCUCCUCAGCCUGCCAUCGUCGUCUUUCUCCCAGGAGGCCUGUAAGAGCAAGUUUGAUGCUCUUUGCGGUCGCUAUGGCGGAUCGGGAUACUGCAACGGUGGGAAUGGAAGAGAGCAGUACCCUUCAUGGUUUGACGAUGUUCGCAAACGAAGGAUGGCACAUCUCAAACGAGAGCUUGAGUGGCACGAUGGGUGUAUAGCGUCCUUGACAAACAGAUUGAAGAGGCUCAAGGCUGAGAGAGCGCAGAGCUUGCAGGUUACGAGCAAGCAGCACGCUUCGGAAAAGCCUGGCGCUGGCUUAGUGGAGCAUACAAAGCCAGCGGAUCAAAGCGCUCCAGAGAGUUGUGUUGUCCAAGAUGGGGACGUGGAAGUCGACAAGAGGAAUCCUCCAGGUGGCGUUGGCACUGAGGAGACAGGGAUCUCUAAGAGCAAUGAGGUUUCGACCGUUGAAAAUGAUGCAAAGAGGGAUAGUAUGGACGAAGUCAAGAAGUAUGAAGAAACUGCUGAUGGGAAACCUGCAACAGAGGCGAUGGAAGAUGCGAAGGUGGCAACAGAUGAAUCUGCGGAGGUGGAGGCAGCCGACACAGAAAAAGCAUCAGAAGCAGCGGUAAGGGAUGUAGAUAUGGAGGAUCAAUCUCACAGUGCACAGAAGGUAGAAGUAGUCACAGAUGUUGAUACAGAGAAGCGGGUCGAGGAUAUAGAUAAAGUAGUAGCAGAUGGGUCGCAUGAAGGAAUGCGCCAGGAUGAAGACGAGACAAAACCGGGUGGUGAUGACAUGGUUUGCUUGAAGAAUGAAGCUGACAUUGGCAAGAGUAAACAGUCCGAACGAGAAACUGCUAGUAAAGAAGUCGUUGCUUCUGAUACCGAACCAGACGAUGCAGCGCGGGCUCCCGUAAAGGAUGGUACUUGUCAAGAUGACGGAGAUGGAAUGGAAGGUGAUGGAAAAUCAACCGAAGUUUUAUCGGAAGAGAAAAGGCAAGCACCAGCGGUGGAAGAGAAGGAAACUGUUGAAGCUGUUAGCUCUGAUGUUCCUGGCGUUGAGGAUAUGGAAGAUGCUAAGGUGGAUAAGUUACCAAUUGUUGAUCAAGGGGAGCCAUCAGCAAUUGCCGCUGGCGAUCCUAAGGCUUCUGCAGAUGUUACCGGAGGCAAGGAAGCUGUCAGAGCAUCCGACGGCAAUUUUGUAGGAUCUGCUUCCGAAAACACAGCAGUGGCUCCUACCACCGUCGAGUCAGGGAGUGAGAUGCUUUUGGACACCGAGGGGACAAAAGCAAGUGACGAGCCACUUCCAGUUUUGAGUACGCAUGUCCCGGAGGCCGAAGAUGUUACGAAGUCGGAUGCUAAUCAGCCAGCAGACGACGACGUUGUCCAGGUCGACGGGUUGGUGGUAGAUAUUGUUACCGAGCAGCCAAACGCGAGGCGAGUCUCGCAGGACGAGAAGGAAUCGAGCGCCAGUGCUGCUCAACAUUCUUCGAGCACAGACGUAAAGCCUGCUGCGGAUUUGAACGAGAAGAGCGACGAGUCACAGGGAGGAACUCGUCAGGCCGACUCAGUGGAAAAAGCUGACAAUGCAGUGGUUUCGAGGGCCAGUACGCAGGACAUUGGUUCUCCAGCAAGUGUUAACGAGGGCAGUGGCAGUGCUCUCGAGCAGUCGAAGGACAGCCGAGUUGAACGAAGUGAUGUUGGCUCUCAAGCCGACGGGCCCGAGGACUCUCCAACAAGUAGGAGGACCAAAAACGAAACCGCGCACAUCCUCAAGCUUCAACCUCUCAUGGACUGCCUCCGGACGAUUUCCAACCACAAGCAAGCUUCUUUCUUCAAGCAGAAACAAGAAAGCCAGGACGAUCCUCGCUAUGCUCAAGUUGUUCGAAGGCACAUUGAUCUCAACAUGAUAAGAGCACGCCUCAAGGAGGGAGCAUACUCGGGCAGUCUGGAGUUUUUCCGGGACAUCUUACUCGUCUUCAACAACUGCAUCGUUUUCUACCCGCGAGAUUCGCCGGAGCACAGCGCAGCGGUGGUGAUGAGGAAGCUGGUGAUGGAAGAGAUGGACAAGCUGAUGCAAGCAGAAGCCGGCGCUACAAAGCCCGACAAGGCGGCCCCGCGGAAGAGAGAGACCAAAAAGCCUGCUACUGCGCUCGAGAACUGUUCAACCAAAGCCACCGCCGCCACAGCAGUAAGCACGACACCAGCACGCCAGGCGAGUGUACCCGCGACGACUACUCCCACCACCACCACCACGACGACAACCACCGGAGCUGUAGAGAACGCGGCGAGCGACAACAGCAGGUCCAAGAGCGCGAGCUUGAGCCCCGGCGGCGGCGUUCCCAGCAGCAAAGGUGGCGGGGAAGAGGACGACACGCGAGAGGGGGGAGAGCCCGAGGUGGAGGGAGGCAAGGCCAAGCCGCUCAAGGCUUAUGGCCGGAAGAACAGAGGUGGCGGAGGAGGAGGGGCCGGUGGCGGCGGUAGCAGCGAGCACAAGUCCGGCAAAGGCGUCACCAGAGAGAAGCCGCUGGAUGCUAUAGUGAAGAAGAUUGGAAAGGCCGAGGAGGCCGCGGCGGCGGCGGCGGCGGCGGCGGCGGCGGCGGCGGCGGCAGUAGCAAGCAAAGAGAAGGAGAAGGAGAAGGAGAAAGACAAGGAGGAGAAGAAGGAUCGAGCUAAGGAGCGCAAAGACUCCAAAGCCUCGGCUUCCAACCAGGACAAGCAGAGCUCGUCCAAGAAGAAAGGCAAAGGGGCUGCUGCUAGUGUAGUGAAAGAGAAGGAGAGCGAUGGCGUUGCUCCAACUCCGAGCGCCACUGCUGCUACUCCGGCCGGUGGUGGUGGUGGCGCUACUGCUGCUACUACUGCUCCAGUUCGCGGCGUUCGAAACAAGAGAUCGUCAGCCAAGGACGGCCAAAGGCCAGCGGCAAAGCGCGCUAAGAGAUGAAAGAAGAUGAUGGGAGAAGGAAGCUCUCUAUUAUUUUUCUCUCUCGUUCUUUUCCUUUUCUUUCUUUUUUAAACUCAAGAAUGCCUAUGUUUUUUGAUCA